AUGUGCACCGACAGACAUCCCCGACGCUCGGACUACUCCGGCCGCAUCGGUCGGCCACUUGAGCCAGCCGGACAGCCGGACAGCCGAACUCGGAGAAGAGCCGAAGUGACCAAGCGUCCGGCUGAGUGGGCGGAGGGUGGAGGCAAAAAGCAAAGGGCACAGCAACUGUGCCCCGACUGGGGAGGCAAAGUGGAAGUGGAUGAAGGUGCCAGGAUCGAGCGACUCGGUGCUUGGGCCGAUCACCAGCCGCAGUCUCCGUCUGGCCAUUGUCGCCGGGGGCCGAAGAGCUCUGGCAACCGUUUUCUUAAAGUCCUCAUUCGGCGAGUCACCAAGUUGCCCUCUUCCUGCCUCUGUCCGCCUCUUUUCUGGCCUCCAUUCUCUACUUUUACACCCACCCGUUGGCCACAUCCGCCCCGCUUCCGAUCACAGCAGAUCGCCUGA
This is a messenger RNA of Protopolystoma xenopodis, 441 nucleotides long. The record is from the annotation of a GenBank genome assembly. NCBI's taxonomy places the organism in Eukaryota, Metazoa, Platyhelminthes, Monogenea, Polystomatidea, Polystomatidae.